Charadrius vociferus (killdeer) is the source of this 1304-nucleotide messenger RNA. It is a transcript of the gene GPR68, whose product is annotated as G protein-coupled receptor 68. Bases 222 to 1304 code for a protein of 360 amino acids. The transcript is spliced from 2 exons. Gene Ontology annotation, molecular function: G protein-coupled receptor activity. Gene Ontology annotation, biological process: cellular response to pH; G protein-coupled receptor signaling pathway. The record is from RefSeq and is a predicted model, not a curated record. Gene Ontology annotation, cellular component: membrane. Lineage: Eukaryota; Metazoa; Chordata; Aves; Charadriiformes; Charadriidae.
ACCAGCAGCCUGAGCAGGAGCUGGAAGAAGGGAAGUUUUGUGUUCUUCACACUGCAGGGAAAACCUCUUUGCACAAACUCUGCUCACAGGUUAUUAACAACUUGCAGCAAGUCAUCACUUCAGCCUAAAGGUUUGUGGAAGAAAUAAGCAAUACAUGAAACUGGACAAAAUUAAAUGCUACAUCAGGAUCCUGAUGAAUGAUAUACGGGGAGACAUAGAAGAUGGUGAAUUUCACAGAGAAUGCAACUGAGAAGUGCACUAUUAAUCAUGAUAUCCACCAGACAUUAUCCCCUGUGGUAUACAUAUUUGUAUUUGUAUUAGGCCUGCCAGCUAACUGCCUGUCACUCUACUAUGGGUAUUUACAGAUCAAGGCUAAAAACGAAUUGGGUAUCUACCUUUGCAAUUUGACUGUAGCAGACCUGCUCUAUAUCUUUUCUUUGCCUUUUUGGCUUCAGUAUGUUUUACAGCAUGACAAUUGGACCUACGAUGAGCUGCUGUGCAAAAUUUGUGGCAUCCUCUUGUAUGAGAAUAUCUAUAUCAGUGUGGGCUUCCUCUGCUGCAUCUCCAUCGACCGCUAUCUCGCAGUAGUGCACCCUUUUCGAUUUCAAUGCUUUCGGACAAUGAAGGCUGCUGUGAUUGUAAGCAUCGUUAUCUGGACCAAAGAAAUAAUGGCGUGCUGCUUUGUCUUUACGCACGGGGAGACCAGUAUGGAUGCUGACAGCCACGUGGUUUGUUUCGAGCAUUACCCCAUCAAAGAAUGGGAGCACAAUCUCAAUUACUACCGCUUCUCUGCUGGCUUCCUUUUCCCCUUCUUUCUGCUGGCCUUCUCUUACUGUGGGAUUUUACGAGUUGUCCACAAGAGUCAUGGCACUCAAAAGAAGAAGAAAAUCCAAAUUAAACGACUGGUUUCAAGCACUGUUUUCAUUUUUUUAGUUUGCUUUGCACCAUACCACAUCCUACUUGUGGUUCGCAGCUUGCUGGAGAACAACUGUUCGUUUGCUGUGAAAAUAUUUAAUAUUUACCACGUUUCUCUCCUGUUGACUACUUUUAACUGUGUUGCUGAUCCAGUAUUGUACUGUUUUUCCAGUGAAAGCACUUACCAGAACUUUGCCAAGAUGCGAGACUCUUGUUUAAGAUGUUUAAGGUGUCUGAGGACUGAGACAAAGGAAUCAUAUCCACUGAAUGUUCCAGAAACUUCUAACAGGCCACAGCAUGAGCAUGAGCAACAACCAGGGUUAUUACAAAUAUCACAUGGUAGUACUGGAAUGAAGGACUCCGCCACAACUUACAUGGGCAACCUAUAG